AGCCGAUGCAUCCACCAUGGCCUCCAACGUCCCUAAAUUCACGAGUUUCCGACCAAAACCCAAAGAACAGUUGCCCAAGGCCCAUGGAACAGAGGAUAGAAUUCCAAGAAGUUCCCAGAGGCAUGAGAGAAACGACAAACAUGACAGACGUGAGAAGCCGCUGCUGGCGAGCUCCAGGAAUAAGUCGCCCGGCCACGUACCUACUGAGUCUUCUCGAGCACCUUCAAAGCAGCAGUCGACGACCCCAUACUUUGUGGACGCCAGAGGCGAUCGUGCCAAUCUCACAUAUGGGAGUUUGAACCGUUACGAUACUCCCCCUUACAGGCGUUACGGCUAUGGAUCCAUUCUAGGUCUCCCACCUGAUCACAGGAUUGAUCGAGAUCGAAGCUCAACAAACCGGAUUGUCGUAACUGGGCCGACGUCUAUGCCUCGUGACCGGGUUUUGACUUCCCCGUACGCUGCCAGAAAAGUGAAUGGCCCAGUACGCUUAGUGAGAGUUGAUCCAACUUCGCGGGUUGAUGAAGAUGCCGAGUUCAUUGAGAUACCAAGGGGCAAAAAGAGAAAACGAGGAUCUGAUCAUGAUAUGCAAGCGUCGGACCGCCGGUCGUGGGAGCUCCAAGGCGGAGGAAACUCGUCGGAUUCCGCCUCGGACUCGGAUGCCAGCCAGGAGGUCCAGCCGGACCCGAUAAUGUCAGCCAUCACGCAGAGGAACUCCAUGCUUAUCCAGCGAACGCGCAAUCAGCCAAACGAUCUCCAAGCCUGGCUCGACUUGGUUGAUCAUCAAGAAACGAUGAUGAAGCUGGGCCGCGAAUCGUCAGACCUGAGCACCACAGACCGAAGGAGCCUCGCCGAGGUGCGCAUCUCCACAUACGAAGAAGCCAUCCAGAGAAUCGGCAAUGUUACAGAGGACCUGGUGGUCCUUCAUCUCGGUUUGAUGUCAGAAGCUUCCAAGGCGUGGGAUGCCAGUAGACUCGAAAAGAAAUGGGCCGAGAUUCUUAACAGAUUCCCUGCCAAUCCCGAUAUCUGGAUCCGAUACCUAGACUUUCAACAAACCCACUUUGGUGGGUUCAAACAUGACAAUUGCCGAGACACUUUCCAUCAAUGUCUGAAGGCUCUUCGCCAUAGCUCAGCCGAUGUCGCCCCAGAGGUCUAUCUGCACGUUUUGGUCCGCCUCACCGACAUGAUCCGCAGCAGCGGAUACCAAGAGCUUGCCCGGGCGAUAUGGCAGGCGUUGCUGGAAUUCCACUUGCUGUCACCUGAUGUCGCAAAAUCAGGGGACCGCAGUUCCGCCGUGUCAUCAUUUGAAGAGUUUUGGGAGAGCGAAAUUCCACGCAUUGGGGAGGAGAAUGCCACGGGAUGGAGGAACCCCAGCUCCGGCGACGUGUGGCCUUCAAGCCCAGUUCCUUUACCGUUAAAGCCCGAGGACCGAUCAAUUCCUGUUUUUGAGGAUUUUCGGCUCAGAGAAGUCGAGCGUAUCGAGAAGCUAAACUAUCCUGGGCGAAUGGCCGACGAUAUUGGUGACGACCCUUUUCAUGUCAUUCUCUUUUCUGACAUCGCGGAAUAUCUACACAUACUCCCUCCUAAGACAUCAGAAUUCUUGAUCAUAGAUGCCUUUCUCUGCUUUUCACAUAUGCCUCCUCUACAUGGGCUUCUUGAUGGCGGGCAACGCCGGUGGUGGCUUGAUCCAAUCAUGAAGCGGGAGUCAGUAUGCCUUCAGUCCGCCGCUCCUCAAAACAGUUCUUUUGUGGAUGGUUUCAGGGUAUUCUCGGAUUGCCCCGGUAGCUACAAGAUGACACUGGACCUCUUGUUUGAUCGGGGCUUUUCCAAAACUGGCCAAGCCGAAUAUCCCGAUGAAAGUAAACCUGCAGCACACAUAACCUUCGUUCGACGUGCGUUGACCCUCUUAGCGAAGGAGCAGGCCUGCAUUGAAACAAUUGGCGAAUACUUGCUCGCAUUUGAGCGAGCGCAUUUCCCCAACGAGGUGUCCAAGACAGCGAAACAGUUGAUCAAGAGUAUGCCCACGUCUCUACGUCUGUAUAACGCAUAUGCUCUCGUGGAGGCAAGACAAGGGGAUAGCCGAAGAGCAGAACAGGUUUGCCGAGCCGCCCUAUCAAUGCAUAAGGAUGCCACGCUUCUGGACGUUCGCGGGCUGUUGCCUCUGUUCCACACUUGGGUUUGGGAGGCGCUUCGGUGCAAUAACCAGCUGGAAGCACUGUGGCGACUUGUUUCUCCUCCUGACAGAGGGCAAACCACUGCCAGACCGGAUGCUGCUGCUCUACGCCGGCCAGAUCAGCCAUGUCUUCUCCGUGGCCACAGACUCCUCAACGAGGCCAAUGACCGCGCUCUCUUGGGUCGAGAUUUUCCUUCCGCCAUUCUCGCCACUUCACUCCUUGCCUUCCUUGUCUAUUUGUCGAAAGAUGGAGACAUUGGAGCUUCUCUUGCCGUUCACGAAAACCUAUCUGAAUGGUUUCUAGACCAUGAUCUUUCCAAGCACGAUGCAGCGGAGCUGCAUGCUCAAUUCAUUGCCAGCCUCCUCGUUUACCACGCCACCCACGCCCCGAUCAUCAGACCAGCAUUAUUGCGCGAGACCCUUCGUCCUUUCCUGGGCGACUUCCCCAACAACACAGUUCUAUUGUCAGUGUAUGCCGCAAAUGAGGCUCGCUUCGCGAUUGAUGACCGCGUCCGUGCAAUCAUGCACCAUAGCAUUCUCGGGGACCCAGACAGCACUCUUCUGACGACGUGGCUAUUUGCAAUCUUCCACGAGAUGCGCAGAGGCGAAACCGCCGGAUCUACGAGUCAUUCGGUGCGUGCCUUGUUUCGUAAAGCGGAAGCAACAGAAGCAGGACACUCCCCUGCACUCUGGUAUAGCUACAUUCUCUUCGAGGUCCGCGAAUACAAUGCAGAAUCAAGAAAGAGGCCGUUCCAGGGACCACGACGGGAUAGGAAGAGGAGCAAACACGAAACCUUACUGGAGGAGAGCCAUCGCCGAGUGAGAGAGACCUUUUUCCUUGGCUUGACGCACCUUCCUUGGUGUAAAGAGUAUAUGAUGCUGGCAUUCACUCUUUUGAAGGACUUCUUGGAUGACGAAGAAAAGAAGAAAGUGUACAAUGUGAUGAUAGAGAAGGAACUGAGGAUAUACGUGGAGGUAGGCGUUUGAUACCCUCUGAACUGUAGUUAAGCCACCCAAUAUCAAUGUCAAUAUAGCGACCGAA
Molecule: messenger RNA, 3212 nt
Organism: Westerdykella ornata
Lineage: Eukaryota; Fungi; Ascomycota; Dothideomycetes; Pleosporales; Sporormiaceae
Product: DUF1740-domain-containing protein
Exons: 1
Coding region: 17-3157 (1046 amino acids)
Biological process (GO): regulatory ncRNA-mediated post-transcriptional gene silencing; negative regulation of RNA catabolic process
Cellular component (GO): catalytic step 2 spliceosome
Molecular function (GO): protein binding
Source: RefSeq, a predicted model, not a curated record